CGGGGUGCGGAACCUCCGCGGCCCCCCGGGCCCCUCGGCCGCCCUGCCCGCCCCGGACACCUCCUUCCUGCUCUCCCCGCUGGGGCUGCUGAUGGGCACCCAGGCCGUGCUGGGUUUACUGGUGUGGGCUCUCAUUGCCAACACAACGUACCACCUCCACGCGGUGUACAGCUGGGUGUUGUUCGUGUCCAUCUUCUUCUGGAUACUGACAGUCCUUUUCUUCAUGGCUUACCUUCUGCAGCUGCAGCUGAAGCUCUACAUGAUCCCCUGGCCCCUCGUGCUGAUGAUCUUCCACGCCGUGGCCACCGUCCUGUACCUCAGCGCCUUCGCGGCGUGCGCGGCGGCCGCGCGGCCCACGUCCUGGCGGCAGUGGGACUACAACCGGCGCGCGGCGGCCGCUUUCUUCUCCUGCCUGGUGAUGAUCACCUACGGGGCCAGCACCUUCUUCAGCUUCCGCGCCUGGAAGGGGCUCGGCAGCAACGCGGCCACCAGCCAAGUGGCCGACCACACGUAAGGGUGGGCAGCACAGCCCCCGGCCACCCUGGGCCAGCUGACGCCAGUCUCGGUGGCUCGGAGCCUCACGUGCCACCACCAUCUCACUCUGGGACCAGCACGUGCUGGCAGCAACAGGCAGGAGCAGGUGGCACGGAUGCUACUCUGUGGUCUCUGAUGAUGCUUCCAGCUGAUGUCCCCACAGCACAAAGCCACCAGCACCAUCACCCACAGCCUCGCUGGGAGGACAUGGACUCGCUUCUGCUCAUCCUUGGGGUUCAUCCAGACCCACACUGGAGCAGCUCUGCCCCAGGGCCCAGCCACACCAGUGCCCUCCAGCACUAACCCUCACUAAACCAGGCUCCUGGCUCAGGUCACUCCAGCUGCAGUGUAAGUAAUUGCAAUGAACAGGACACAGAAGUGGUGACAGAGCUGGAAGGUGAAGGCCAAGCAAAGGAACCAUCUAAACUCUUCCUGUAUUGAUUUCUAACAACUGGAAGCACAAAUGCUGUGCUUUAAAUAAAAAUCUUCCUAACAAA
Apus apus (common swift) is the source of this 1031-nucleotide messenger RNA. It is a transcript of the gene PLLP, whose product is annotated as plasmolipin. Gene Ontology annotation, cellular component: membrane. NCBI's taxonomy places the organism in Eukaryota, Metazoa, Chordata, Aves, Apodiformes, Apodidae. Gene Ontology annotation, biological process: myelination. The record is from RefSeq and is a predicted model, not a curated record. Gene Ontology annotation, molecular function: structural constituent of myelin sheath. The coding region runs from base 92 to 514 and encodes 140 amino acids. The transcript is spliced from 4 exons.